Colletotrichum godetiae is the source of this 1093-nucleotide messenger RNA. RefSeq names its product ADP-ribosylation factor family protein. NCBI's taxonomy places the organism in Eukaryota, Fungi, Ascomycota, Sordariomycetes, Glomerellales, Glomerellaceae. Gene Ontology annotation, cellular component: Golgi apparatus; cytoplasm. Gene Ontology annotation, biological process: vesicle-mediated transport; intracellular protein transport. The record is from RefSeq and is a predicted model, not a curated record. The transcript has 5 exons. Bases 312 to 857 code for a protein of 181 amino acids. Gene Ontology annotation, molecular function: GTPase activity; GTP binding.
UUGUACAUAAUUCCAGCAAGUGGGCGGAGCUUUUUCUUUGGUCAGCUUUCGUCAUUCUACUGCUGCUGCUGCUCGCCCCUUGGGAAACAAGCCACCUUUUGCUACCACCAGCAACCUUAGCUACCUUGAACCUCCGUGACCCUCCUGUCCCGAGGCCAACCGCGUAUAUUGUGACAGCAUACAAGUCGCAACUCAACCCCGAACCCGCACACGGCCUUCCGCAUCCCUAACGAAAGCCCCGUGUAUACACAAACGACCACCUCAUCCCACACCGAGUUCCCCGCGAAAAGCAACAAAUCUUCUCUUUCAAAAUGGGCGCAAGCAUGUCCUGGCUGUCGGGCCUCGUGUGGUCGAAGAAGGAGAUUCGCAUAUUGAUCUUGGGACUGGAUAACGCUGGCAAGACGACACUUUUGUACAGACUGAAGAUUGGUGAAGUCGUCACCACGAUCCCGACGAUAGGAUUCAAUGUCGAGUCCGUCACAUACAAAAACCUCAAUUUCAACGUUUGGGAUCUAGGCGGUCAAACCAGCAUCCGCCCCUACUGGCGGUGUUACUACGCCAACACGGCGGCCGUCAUCUUCGUCGUCGACUCAACCGAUAUUGAGCGUCUACAGACCGCCGCCGAGGAGCUGGGCGCCAUGCUCAACGAGGAGGAGCUCAAGGAUGCCUCGCUCCUCGUCUUCGCCAACAAGCAGGAUCAGCCUGGCGCCAAGGGUGCGGGCGAGAUCUCAGAGGCGCUACGCCUCGGCGAGCUGCGCGAUCGGAACUGGAGCAUCAUGGCCUGCUCUGCGGUCGACGGUAGCGGUGUCACGGAGGGCAUGGACUGGCUUGUUCAAACCGUCAACCAGGAGUCAUAAAGACGAGUACUUCGCCGACCCCUACACGACUAACCUCUCGAGAGUAACAACUUAUAUAUAACGCCCCUCACGAUUUAUAAUACGGCCCAUUGGUUGGGUAGAGCUGCGCAUUCAUGUGUGUUUGUCGACUUCUUCUUUUUGUUUUGGUGAGAAAGAGAGGGCAUUGCAAGAUCCCCGUCGACCCUCGGCGUACCGCGGGAACGGCGUUUCUGCGUUGGGUAGUGCCGGACUCCAGC